Molecule: messenger RNA, 1899 nt
Organism: Brugia malayi
Lineage: Eukaryota; Metazoa; Nematoda; Chromadorea; Rhabditida; Onchocercidae
Product: Poly, putative
Exons: 13
Coding region: 1-1899 (632 amino acids)
Biological process (GO): carbohydrate metabolic process; ATP generation from poly-ADP-D-ribose; regulation of DNA repair
Cellular component (GO): cytoplasm; nucleus
Molecular function (GO): poly(ADP-ribose) glycohydrolase activity
Source: RefSeq, a predicted model, not a curated record
AUGAAUGAUGAGCAUAUUGAAAUAGAAGAUUGUGCUGUCGUGGAGAAUGAUACGAAUGUUCGUAGUUCAUUGGGUCGAAAAACGGUGUUAAAGCGGCAAACAACAUUAGAUGCCUUUCUGCCAAAUGGAUCAAAUCGGAAGUUAUUUGUCAGUGAUAAACUGAUUCAUAGGAAGGCCAAGAGUAAUCGGAUGUCAAUGACGAUUACUCAUUCAGUUGUUUCAAAAAGUAAAUUGAAGUCGAGGAAAUCUUUUGGAUCUGUUGUUGAAGAAGUGGAUCAUGAUGGAGGACGAAAUCGUUAUGAUUGGGUAAGAAUGAGUGACGUCAUGGAAAAAGCAAAAAUGAAAGCUGAAAAUGCGACUCUAGAUAAAUAUGUUAAAGUUGGCACACAUUUUACGCAUUGCUCUUUAAAUAAAAAAUCGGUUAUCGAGUCGAUACGCUGUUAUAAGGAUAUGUAUCCUGACUUGAACAACAGAGAUGUUUCCGAUGUGGUAUUAGUAUGCAUAAAUUCUAUAUCUUCUGAAACCUUGUUUAAACCAUGCCCCGUCCUCUGCGCUGAUCCAACAUAUGGAUGGAAUUCAGGGAAAAAAUAUGUUCGUUUACCAUAUUCUAUAUGUAAUGUGACUGAUGGAGUUGCACGAUAUGAAAUUAUACAGAUUGCAAUUUCGAAACUUUUGAAGCCGCUCAAGACCUAUAAGCAAAUUGAGGAAUGUAUUAGAAGCUAUUCACGUACCAAAAGAUUCGAUGCUCUCGGAUUACUUUUCGAAAAAAUUUUGGAUGAAAAGUUGCGUUUAGAAUAUCUUACCACCGUAAUACCUUUCAUGGCAAAACUGGCUCUAGAGAGUCCAAGUUUGAUAACUCAGCCAAUACCAAUAUUGCGACGUGGAAUUUCCGGAUCAGUAACGAUAAGUCAACACCAAGCAGCUUCACUGCUUGCACAUGCAUUCUUUUGCACUUUUCCAAGUCGUAAUACUGUCAGUAAUGAUUUGCCGUCAGUAAAUUUUUACCGUUUGUUCAGUUUGUAUUCUACAAAUGCAGUGGAAAAACUACGAUGCUUAAUGCAUUAUUUCCAUAUGAUUUCCAAAAAAAUGCCAACAGGACUGUUGACGAUCCGCCGACAAAAUGACGUAGCGCAGAAGUGGUCUUCUAUGAAUUUGCCAUUAUCGAAGCUUUAUGUUAGUCAUACAGGUACAAUAGAAGAUGAUGGUCAUGGCAUGUUACAAGUGGAUUUUGCCAAUGAAUAUAUUGGAGGAGGGGUACUAGGCAGUGGCUGUGUUCAGGAGGAAAUUAGAUUUCUUACCUGCCCGGAAAUGAUAGUGUCUAUGAUUCUCUGCGAAAGAAUGCAUCAUAACGAAGCUAUAGUUAUUUGUGGUGCGGAACGGUUUUCUGAUUACAACGGCUACGGUUCAUCUUUUCGUUGGCGUCCGAUGGAGAAAAUGGAUUCAUUUCCGAGGGAUCGCUUCAAUAGACUUUGUUGUGAAUUGGUAGCAAUUGAUGCUCUUCCAUUUUAUAACAAACAUGAACAGUUUAAUAUCGAUUUAGUAAAUCGCGAAUUGCUCAAGGCUUAUGUUGGCUUUGCUGUAAAUGAUGGGACAAUGAAGCCGGUUGCUACUGGAAAUUGGGGUUGUGGUGUUUUUGGAGGUGACUUGCAUUUAAAAAGUUUAAUACAACUUAUGGCAUCAUCCGCACAGAAAAGAUGUCUUUGUUACUUCACAUUUGGAGAUCUAAAGUUUGCAGAGAACUUUACUGAAAUUUACGAGAUGCUGGUGCAAGCCGAUAUAACAGUUAGACAGCUGUAUGACAUAGUACAUGGUUACUGCUGUGAAUAUGACAAGAAUAAUUCUCCACCCCUGUUCGAAUAUAUCUCAUGGAAAAUUAGGGGAAAUACAGCGUACUCAUAA